AUGACUUGUACAAGACCAGAUAUUGCAUAUGCUGUUGGGAAAUUGAGUAGGUACACAAGUAAUCCAAGUAGUUUGCAUUGGCAAGCUUUGAAUAGAGUACUUAGGUACUUAAAGAAAACUAUUAACUAUGGAUUGUGUUAUAAUGGAUAUCCUCUAGUUUUAGAAGGGUAUUCGGAUGCUAGUUGGAUUACAAGUUUGGAAUAUCAUGCAUCUACUAGUGGAUGGAUUUUCAUUCUUGAUGGAGGAGCCAUUUCUUGGGGUUCCAAGAAACAAACAUGUAUUACUGAUUCCACCAUGGCUGUAGAAUUUAUUACAUUAGCCGCUGCAUCUAAAGAAGCAGAAUGCUUAAGAAAUUUGCUUUAUGAUAUACCUUUAUGGCCUUAG
Molecule: messenger RNA, 384 nt
Organism: Gossypium arboreum
Lineage: Eukaryota; Viridiplantae; Streptophyta; Magnoliopsida; Malvales; Malvaceae
Product: secreted RxLR effector protein 161-like
Exons: 1
Coding region: 1-384 (127 amino acids)
Source: RefSeq, a predicted model, not a curated record